CAACCUCCAUCUUAAAAAGGCAGAAACAGCUGCGUAGGAAGAAUGUGCGCUUCGACCAGGUGACCGUGUACUACUUUGCAAGGCGUCAGGGAUUUACCAGCGUUCCUAGCCAAGGGGGCAGUUCCCUUGGCAUGGCCCAGCGGCAUAACUCUGUCCGCAGGUAUACCCUAGGUGAAUUUGCGCAAGAGCAGGAAGUGAAUCACCGAGAGAUCCUUCGAGAACACCUGAAGGAGGAGAAGCUUCACGCCAAGAAAAUGAAGCUGACCAAGAAUGGAACUGUCGAGUCCGAAGAGGCCGAUGGCUUGACGCUUGAGGAUGUCUCUGAUGAUGACCUCGAUGUAGAGAACGUGGAGGUGGAUGACUACUUCUUCUUACAGCCCUUGCCCACCAAGCGGCGGCGAGCUCUACUUCGAGCCUCCGGUGUUCAUCGCAUCGAUGCAGAGGAAAAACAAGAACUUCGCGCCAUCCGCCUCUCACGAGAAGAAUGUGGGUGCGACUGCCGGCUGUACUGUGACCCUGAGGCCUGUGCCUGUAGCCAGGCUGGAAUUAAAUGCCAGGUGGACCGAAUGUCCUUCCCAUGCGGCUGUUCCAGAGAUGGUUGUGGGAACAUGGCUGGGAGAAUUGAAUUCAAUCCCAUCCGGGUGAGGACUCACUACCUGCACACCAUUAUGAAACUAGAGCUAGAGAAUAAACGGCAGGUGAGCCGGGCCCAGGUUCUGGAUGAAGAGACCCCUCAUAGCUCCAGCAGUGACUGGCUGGGGAGCCAGUCCCCAGAGACCCAGGAUUUCCAGGAGUUCAUGGCGGAGAAUGAAACGGCAGUCAUGCAUCUUCAGACCGCUGAGGAGUUGGAGCGGCUGAAGGCUGAGGAAGACUCUAGUAGCGGCUCCAGCAUGGAAAGCUUGGGGGUGUGUAUUUUGGAGGAGCCGCUUUCUGUCUCCGAAGGGAUGUGCCCAAGCCUCGCCACACCAAUCCUCAUUCAAGCUCAGCUGCCACCAGGUUCCUCUGUUCUGUGUUUCACGGACAGUUCUGAGCAAGCCAGCUCAGCUGAGGGCAGUCAACCCUACUUGAACAAUGGGCCUGUUGUGUACUAUCAGGUUGACCAAAGGUCAGUGCUGGGGGUGAAGGGGGAAAAUAGGUCAGAGGAGCCCGAGGAGCCCCCUCGUUACACGGAGGAGAAGGAGCUAAGCAUCUACUCGGUCCCUGUGACUUCACUGGUGUCUUGCGGCAGAGCCACAGCCACCAGCAGUGUAGAAACAGAGAAGGUUGCUGAAUCUUUUGAGGCCCUGUCUUCUGAGAGCUGUCAGCCUGAAAUUCCUCCGCCAAGCCUGCCACUCCACACAGACGUGCCACAAGACAGCUUGCGGCCCCAGAAUGUGGUGCCGCAAUCUCCAGAGAGGGCCUGUGAGCUCCCCUCUUCUGAGGAGUGCUCUUUGGGCCCUUCUCUGGCCGUGUGACAAUUCCCAACCCAUCACCUUGAUGUUUAUUUAUUGACAGAAGGUUUUUAUCAAAUGGCCCCCGUCAUUGGGAAUUGUUUUAAUAUUGGGGUGGGGGAGGGAAAGGAGAAGGGGGCUGCUUUGUGUGGGCUCCACCAUAUAAGGACCUAAAACAAGCACUUAGAGCUGCCUCAGAGUAGGAGGAUCGGUCUGCUAGUUGGGCAGCCUCCUAGUUCUGAAGAGGUUGGGCCAAUAGGCAGUGGAACGUUGUAGGGGAGGCCUUGACUCCACCCUACAAGGACCAAAUGUGAAUGUGUCUCAUGGAAGCAAUAGAGCAAAGCUGCCUUUUCUAAAGCGCUGGAUGGGUUGGAGGGCAGGCGGAAGAGAACACUUGUUGCUACUUCACGACGUCAAUCAGUCUCUUUGCGUGGCGGAAUCUCUCCCUCCAGUUGCUGAUCCCAAGCGAAGCUGCUGCCGCCACCGCCGCCGCCACUGUCACCCAUCCCUUUCUGUCACUUUCAGUGCUGUGUCUUGGUAACGGUGACCUUACUUGCUUGAACUGCUCUAACCAGUUACACAGCUUAAGCUCUGCAACCUCUUAUUUAUGUGACAUUUACUGCCCUUCGUUCCCUGGAAGAAUCCCAUAUAUUUUUUAAAUUCACUAUGAAUUAACUUUGAUCAUGACUAGCUUACACCUACAGUUUGGCAUGCAACUGUUGUAAAAAAAUAAUUUUCAUCCUGGAGUCUGUCCUGCCCCCACCAAUAGCUUCACCCAAACAUGUUCACGGCCUGUUUUGCUAGUUGGCCUUUGCUGGGACUGAUUUAAGUUUAAAUUAACUUUUUUUAAAAAAAGCUGAAUGUUUACGGACAUGAUGUGACUCAAGACUUCUCACUGACUCUCUGAUCCUGAGCUGUCCUCUCCGACUAGAGGCCCUUUGGGGAUCUGAUUCUGUAAACGCCCUAGGAUUGGGUGGGAUCCAACUUCCUUCUGAAAAGAACUGCCAGUUUGGGUGGGCAGAGAAUUUGACAAAGUACUUGUUAGCCUUUUGACCCAUAGUUUUAUGAAUCAAUUUUCCCUUUCACUGUUUCAGUCUUUUCCAUUCUAGUUGCACAAGAAUUUGGAGGCGAUAUUGAAAGCUUUCUGUCCCCUUGCUCCUUGCUUAGCAACCUAGCAUUCUGGAUGACUUGAAAGGGCACAGAGUCUGUGUGCAGUAAAACUGCAACCUGCUGGGUCCCAAGCAUUUAGGGGUCAGUAAAUGUGCAAUAAGGUGGCACCUGCAAUUCCCCUCCCGGUGAAAUGUGUACAUUGUUCCAAUUGGUCUUGGAAUAAAGGGAGAAAGGACGCCCUUAUAAGCUGCCACUCACCUCUAUGACCACUCUAGAAUAACAAAAGCACUUUUCCAGCUUACCUUGUAGUAAACAACAGAUAAUCAUUGCUUUUCUCUGUCAUCACCUGUUUGACCCAGCUCAUGUUACAGCCCUGUGGUGUAUGGCCUGGAGCUUAGCAAGAAUUGGUUUCCCUGUAUUUAGGAAUCUUUCUUUUUUCAGACUGCUCAAGACUUACAAUGAGUUGCACGAAAGCUAGUCUGGGUAAUUCAGUUACCCAUAACUCCUUAUGCAUAAGAGAGGGUGGGAUUUAAGUUGCCUUUGCAGAGAUCUAUAUCCUCACCAAAACCUACCUCUCAGCUGAGAAAUAGUACAGGCACCAUCAGAACCUAAAUAGAUGUUUUGUGUUUUUCAGGCAUAUCACUAGAUCUGUAUAAAUGCUGGGCCAUAUAAGUUUCUAGAUGCUGAAUCUGGAAAGAUUUAACAGGUUUGCUCCUUAAUUGCAAAGCUGCUUGGGAGUAGGCAGAACAAAAAAACUCUGGCGGUAGCCAAGUCUAACUUAAUUCUUGGCUGUUAACGAUCAGUGAUGAGCAAUCGGCGCUGCCAGUGCAUCCAGAAAAGCCUAUUCUCCUGAAAGUGACUCUCUGUAAGAUAAACACAAGCAAAUGCUGUGUAGGCGGCAGCUGAGAAAAACUGACUAUAACUAUUGACAUUCCAGGCUUCAGAAUAGAUGCAAAGACUCCAGUACUAAAUUCCUGUCCGAUUUUUACCUUAUUUCACCCAAACUCUCCUUGUGCCGAUUAGCAUAUAGUAUAUAGCCAGGGCUCCUGUACUUUGCCAGACUACUAACUAUUUUAAUUGCUUUCACAUCACUACCUCUUUCGGGGGGAUUGUUUAGCAGCAAUGCUAUGUUUAGUGGGCAAAUACCUCCUUUGUACAUUUUAAAAUGUAACGGGAUGAAUGUGCAGCCUUAAAAAUGUCCAGUCCUCCUUUUGUCUUUAAAAAGCCACACAUGUUGCAUGACACACACACACACACAAACAUAAACACUCCUUCCUAUAUACUGGUCUCAUUCCUGAGAGGGUGUUUAGGCUUUUAUUCCAUGCUGUUUUACCCGUAGGCUACCAUUGGGUUUGAGGGUCCACUGGUGUCUUUAGGAGGAAUCUUUCCUAAUUCUCAGUUUGUCGUUUACAAAACAAGUGGUGCUAUAACAAGCUCGAUUUAUUUUGAAGGCAGCUGAUCCCAGAUGCAACUCUCACUGUAGCAAAUAUAUUUAGUGCUCUUCACAUCUGAAUCAAACAGAAGAGAAAAAAUUUCCUCCUACAUGAAUGCAUAGUUUUGUAGGUAUCUAGGUCAAAGAGAAGGCAUCUCUUAUAAAAAUUCUCAACUCUCUGAAAGCACCUUGGCUAUUUGUAAUAAUACUGACCCGUAAUUCUGGCGAUUGGGCACAAUCAGCACUAGAAUCAAGAUUUUCAAUGGGGCUUACCUCAAUUCUUGCAGAUCUGGCAGUAUAAGAAUCUCUUCCUGUUGAAUGCUUAAGCUGUUGCACCCCUUGGCCACCUGCCAAUACUCACAGAUGGUUUGGUGGAAUACACUUUCUGAAAAUGGAAGCAGCUUCACACUUAAAAUACCAGGAUUCCAUUUUUAUAAAUGCAGAAACAAUUCUCAUGACUGACAUUCCAGAAUGCAGUGAUUAAUGUAAUGGCUUGGUAGAAACCAAGCACUAAAAUACUACAUUCUUAGGUGUAGAUAACAGGGAAGAAAACAGAAACUCAACAUAGCCAUCAGAACUAUUAAAUAUUACACUGGCUUUCUUUUCCAUGAGUGCGCUUAGUUAUGGCAGAAAGACAACCUUAAAUAGCUAUUUAUAGAAAAAAAAAUGAGGAAAAAACACUCCUUCCUGAGCAUUAUGAAAAAAGAAAGGACACUGAUCUCAAAUGACAGAAUUUUAUUUCUAAAUUCUGUAAUAGAGGCUGGGCUUCUUAGAAAGCUUUUGUUUUAAAGAAUGUUCUUUAAUGCAAAAAAGCCUAUUUCUCUUGCCUGUCUCCCUUUUGUUAUUAAUAACGAAACUAUCUUUCUUACUCUGAUGUGGUUGGUACAUUUGCCUGUUUCUCCUCCUCCUCCCCUUCUUUUGGUGCUACUGAACUGUUUACAGGACAGCCCUUCUACUACCUGGAAGAGACUUAUAUUAACAGAAGCCCUGGUCUGACAUUAUUGGUAUUAGCCCUGUCCUCUUUGUCACUUGCAACUGAUAACUUCAUAACUCUUUCCUGCAGGAAAUACACAGGUGGCAUUUUCAAUGUGAAUCCAAAGCUUGUCAGGUCCUUUACAUUUUGUUUUGCCUUUUUAUGUUCUUUUCAUUGUGAUAAUGCUGUAUUUAAAGAGGAUAUUUAAGUGUAAAAGCAAAUAAAUGCAUCAACUUA
Messenger RNA from Thamnophis sirtalis, 5182 nucleotides. NCBI's taxonomy places the organism in Eukaryota, Metazoa, Chordata, Lepidosauria, Squamata, Natricidae. The record is from RefSeq and is a predicted model, not a curated record.